This is a messenger RNA of Sarcophilus harrisii (Tasmanian devil), 2219 nucleotides long. Its product is annotated as zinc finger protein 32-like. The record is from RefSeq and is a predicted model, not a curated record. The coding region runs from base 1 to 840 and encodes 279 amino acids. The transcript is spliced from 3 exons. NCBI's taxonomy places the organism in Eukaryota, Metazoa, Chordata, Mammalia, Dasyuromorphia, Dasyuridae.
AUGCUCACUGAUGGUGCUGGCAAUGACGAUGCUGGAAGCUUGUCUGAGUGUCAGGGGAGAAACCGAGGCACGGGGAGAUUAGAACAGCGCUUCCGAGGCUUCGUGCCUGGCUGGGCCCCUGCCGGCUGCCGCGGGAGGACAUGGCGAGGCCGGCCGCGCGGUGAUUCUCCCCCCCUGAGGCGGCCGGCCGAGGAGACGGAGCCCGCGCGGGAGGCGCCGGCGCCGGCCCCGGCCUCCUGCAAGGAGCCGGCGGCCGCCGCCCCGCCGGCCGCGCUGCCGGCCGCGCUGAUGCAGAUGCACUGCCAGUGCCAGCUGUGCGUGAGCGCCCUGCAGGCGCAGAUGAGCCUCAGCGUGCGCUUCAAGGAGCACUUCGCCCCCAAGCUCUACGAGUGCCCCGAGUGCCAGAAGACGUUCCGGCAGAAAGGGAGCCUGACGGUCCACGAGCGCAUGCACACGGGGGAGAAGCCCUACGUGUGCCUGGACUGCGGCAAGUGCUUCCGCAACGGGGGCAACCUGACGGUGCACCGGCGCGUGCACACGGGCGAGCAGCCCUACCGCUGCGACGCGUGCGGCGCGGGCUUCAGCCAGAAGGGCAGCCUGGUGGUGCACCUGCGCAUCCACACCGGCCAGAAGCCCUACGAGUGCCCGCAGUGCGCCAAGAGGUUCAGCACCCGCGGCAACCUGGUGAAGCACCUGCGCGUGCACACCGGGGACCGGCCCUACAAGUGCGCCCAGUGCGACAAGAGCUUCACGCAGCGGGGCAGCCUGACGGCGCACAUGCGGAGCUGCCCCGAGGCCGCCCGCCGGGCCUGCUGCGGCCCGGACGCCGGCUUCCCCUGACCCGUGAGCGGGCCCGGACGCCGGCUUCCCCGGACCCGUGAGCGGGCCCGGACGCCGGCUUCCCCGGGCCCGGCCCCCGCGCCCAGCCGCCCUCCCGCCGCUCGCUUUUUCCUCCCUCCCGGUCAGGCCCGGCAAGGGCCCGUCUGCUGAGCGGCCGUCGCCGACCCUGCCCGUCCGGGGCUCCCCCGGCCCAGUCCCCGACCCGCCGCCGCUGGCUGAUGUUUCGCUUGCCGGCGGAAUCUCCCCCUCACGCCGGGCGGGCGCGGGCCUUGACGGAAGCCACCACUAGCGGUCGCGUUGCCACCAAGAGACGCCGGGCCGGCCGUGUCCCCGGCCGGGUUUCCUCUGCCAGAACGCCGUUACCCUGUGGCACGCACCCCCCCCCCCCUUUUGUAUAUACCUUUUACCGUUUAUUCCCGAAAUGAAGGAGUUUGUGAGGGCUCAGCGUCCAGGGACACGUGCAAAGCGGACGCCAGUGGCGACCGGAGCCUUUAGCCGGGACCUGACGGACUGAUUGUGGCCUUAAGGCAUUUGUCUAACCUGGAAAGGGCGCGCUGGGGACCCGGCUCCGCCCGACCGUCAGUAGCUGCCCUUCCAAAAGCACUUGUGAGCCCCUGGUGGCUCAGCGCGAAGUCCUGACGUCCCGCAGCGUCGUCGCCUGAAUAAACAUUGCAAUAAAGUGCCUGGUCCGUAGGUAUUCGGGCCCCGGUACCCACACGCUGCUUGCUUUCCUUUCCGCCCCCUUCUCCUCUCUCAGAGAGCGUUGUGCCGUCCUAGCCGUUUGCCGGGACCAGAUGGAUUCCUCCUCUAGGUUUCUGGGGCGUCUAGAUUUAUGCCCAAGGGGAUGCGUUUAUGUUUGGGGUGACCUUUGCACAAGAAUUCGUUUCUCGUUCUGUCCGGUACAGGUUUGGGGAGUGCCUUUGGUGCUCUCCAGGGAUGUGGGCCUGGCUGGGGUCCGGGAAUUCACAAAUAGGGGGCCCGCAGGGGGAAUCUCUCCAUCUGUGCCAGGAUGCUUUGUCUCUCCAAACUCAAGAGUCUUAGAAGCCAUCUAGGGGAGGCUGAGAAGUAAAGGGACAUCCCCAAGGUCACACAGCACCAGGUGAAUCCGGCUCUUCCUGGCUUGGAGCCCGGCUCUGUCCACUCUCCCCAUACAAGCUUUUCCUUUAGUUAUCUUCCUUCUGAUCCCUCUAGGGCAGGAAAGAGUUCUUAGUGUAGGGUCUGGGAUUAAAAAACACUGCAUUUAAAUAUGGUUGGGCUUCUAUGUAUUUAUAUAUUUGAAAACAUUCUUCUGAGGAGGAUUCAGCAAAAGUUAGGAAUCCUUGCUUGUUGCUAGCUGCCCUGGCAAGUCGCCUAACCCCAACUUCCUUGCAGGCAAAAAA